Closterium sp. Yama58-4 is the source of this 2754-nucleotide messenger RNA. The record is from the annotation of a GenBank genome assembly. Lineage: Eukaryota; Viridiplantae; Streptophyta; Zygnematophyceae; Desmidiales; Closteriaceae.
AUGUUUCUACUCUCUGAUAGUAACCUUUAUAUCGUAAAACACCGCUUCGUCGUCGCACGCGCAAUGCGACCACUGCGACGCUCGCCGCGAAAUCGCAGCGUCGGGUCGGCUGCCGGCCCGUCGCCGGCAAGCCCGCUGCUGGCGGCAGCAUGGCUCCUCGCAGCGUCCCUUCUGUGCACUACCGGCGCUCGCGCGCAGGCAAUCGCGGUGGACUCGGCCGACUGGACGACGCUGGUGGCGCUAAGGGAUGGCAUGUCGUUCCUGGUGCCGUCGAGGAGCCCCAAGGUGUAUUGGACCGCCCCUGAUAGUUGCGACAGCCUGUUUGGCAUCAUGUGCGACGGGGACGGCAACGUCAUCUCGCUGGUGAUGUCAGGAGCCAAUGGGCCGCUGCCAGGUGUCGUCGGGGAUUUCCCCUACCUCUAUUCGCUUUCCAUCACAGGAAAUCUCACCUCCCUGCCUGCUGAGCUCAGCAAGCUGACCCUGCUCACCGUACUUCAGCUGUCCCGCAACAACCUCACCGGCACAUUCCCCGCGCCCAUCCUCGGCCUCAAGAAGCUCCGAUCGCUCAACCUGGAGCUGAACCAGCUGACUGGCAGCCUUCCCUCCGGCAUAUCUGCGCUCUCCUCUCUCAGUGACUUGCGACUGGACUCCAACCAAUUCUCCGGUUCGAUCCCCUCAACCAUUGGCAAACUCACCAACCUCACUCUCCUGUCGCUCUCGUCCAAUCAGUUAACAGGCGCCAUUCCUCCUGCCAUUUCGACCCUCAAAUCACUGAGAACCCUGAACAUGCAGCGCAACAAGCUAACAGGCUCCAUCCCCUCGCAAACCAGCACCCUCACCCGCCUGCAACGCCUGUACCUCAAUCGCAACACCCUCUCAGGCUCCCUCCCUGCAACACUCAAGUCUCUCACUGCCCUGCGCAUGCUUCUCUUUGAUUACAACACCAUCUCCGGCUCGCUCCCUGCCUCCAUAGGCGCCCUGCCCUCGCUCGUCUACCUGUACACUCUAAUUCCUCGUCUUAUCCAUCCUCUAAUCCAUCCUCUAUUCCAUCUGACUCGCUUUUUAUUCUUCUCACAAGUGACUCAGUUCCCCCCCUCCCCACUCUCCCGCCCUCGCUCAUCUACCUGUGUGUUUGGCUCGUCCAUCCAUGCCUACCCCCCCCCCUCCCGCCCCGUUUCUAGUCACCUCUGUUCUGAGAAGUCUCGAAACAAACCCUUUUUCCAUGUCAUCUUUGCUCUUCUGUCCUUAUGCUCUGCCUAUGCACCUCCCUUCACUCCCUUGUCCACAUUCUCUCCUACGCCUGCCUGCCAUGCAUCAUCUCACUCCCUCGCUUCCACUGGUCCAUUCCCACUCUCCCCCAUCAUCACCAUCAUCGUCACCAUCACCAUCACCACCACCAUCACCACCACCACCACCACCACCAUCACCAUCACCAUCAUCAUCACCAUCACCAUCAUCAUCACCAUCACCAUCACCAUCAUCAUCACCAUCACCAUCACCAUCAAGAGCGGCAGCAACAACAAGCUGACUCCUCCCUCUAUCGCAACAGCAUCACCUGCUCGCUCCCCCUUCGGCUGUCACACCUCUCCUACCUCUUCGCUGCUCACACUCCUCUCCCUUCCAUCUUUCCUCUUUCUUCCAUAUUCCUCUCCUUGUCCCCGAUCUCCUUCUCCCAUAUCCCUCCCUCCUCCAUCCCCCCUCCUCCCCAUCUCCCACUCACCCAUCCUCCCCUGUUCCCUCUACCGCAACAACAUCACUAGCUCUCUCCCAGUGGGGCUGUCUCAGCUCUCAUACCUCUUCCCCCCACACACUCCUGUCCUUGCAAUCUUGCGACUUAAUUUCCCCUUCCCCACACCCCCACCCCCCCAGCUCCCUCUAUCGCAACAACAUCACCGGCUCACUCCCUGUGGGGUUGUCCUAUCACUUCUCCCCACACGCUCCUCUUCCUUCCUUCCAUCUGCCCGCUCCCUCUAUCGCAACAACAUCACAGGCUCGCUCCCUGUGGGGCUGUCUCAGCUCUCAUACCUCUUUGACAUUGAUUUGUCUUACAACAAGCUGACGGGCACCAUUCCCGCCUUCUGCAACACUGACAUGGCAGACCUCUCCAUUCUGAACCUCUCCAACAAUCUCCUCACAGGCUCCCUCCCAGCCUCCCUCUCGCUCUGCGCCUCCAUCUACUCCCUGGACGUGAGUGGAAACUACUUCAACAACAACCCCGCCGCUCUCAUCACCAGCAUGGCCUCGCUCGCCUAUCUCAACCUAUCGCGCAACUACCUCACGGGCCCCCUCCCAUCGCUCCCCUCCGCCUCUGCAGUCCUCUCUCUCGACCUCUCCUCCAAUUAUUUCUUCUUCGGCCGUGGCAACGCAUACGACGCCGCCAGCAACCCCAUUUGCCCCUCCGAGACCAUCCCUGUCAACACCACCAACAACUGCCUCUCCUACCUCGCCUCCCCACCUUGCACCGACCCUAGCUACCCUCCGGACCAGCCGCAGCGAUCCGUGGCUCAGUGCCAAGCCUUCUGCCGGACCAACUUCUCAGGUUCGGACAGUGCGGCUGUGAACGAACAGUGCGGACGGCUUGACAUGCAUUCGAAAGCCGGGCCCCCCUCCUCCCUCUCCUCCUCCCCAGCCUCCUUCCCCCCCACCUCCUCCCCCCUCUCCGCCUCCCAACCCGCCUCCUCCUCCUCCUCCCUCUCCGCCCCCUCCCUCGCCACCACCCCCGGCGGCAUGGCAAGUGACGCGAGUGGCAAGUGA